UCCGGCUCCUGCUAAAGUGACGAGUUGUUUUGCUGGGCUGCGAGCACGAGGAGUCGAGCGAGAAAGAACUUCUCUCAUCAUGUCUGGCGUCGAGGAAAAAGGAGUAAAACGUUCGAAGGGCCAGAAAGGAACGUCAUGCAAAAAGAAAUCAGUCUUGGAGCCUUUCGAAUUGAACCCAGCAUUUGUUAAAUCAACCAAAAUUUUGUCUGAAAAAUGGGAAAAUAAUCAAGACUGUGACAUUGUGACAGACGAAGAAGGAAACGUCUUGGACGAUGGCUCGGAAGCAGGCAAGCCUUCGAAAAUUAAACUGAGCAACUUCCCGUUCAAACACUGCCUGGUGGAGGAUUUCAUCCAGGGUGAGAACUUCCUCAACGACCUGAAGUACGAACUGAGCGACCUGAACUACACCCUGAAGAACAACGACCUCUUCCAGUUCCACCAGUCGGAGGCUUUCGACAACGUGGAGCUGUCGCACGUGGCCGCCCUCAAGAAGAUUCUCUACCACAACCUGAGGCAGUGGCUGGUCGAGGUGACCAAGCUGCCGCUCACUGAUAGGUGUGACACCUUUUGCUCAAGAUAUGAACACACUGACUACCUGUUGUGCCAUGAUGACCGAUGUUCGACGAGGAAGAUCGCUUUCCUUUACUACCUCAACAAAAACUGGAAAGAGGGAGAUGGAGGGACGCUGGACCUGUUCAACUCUGAUGACCAGAAGCAGCCUAAGGAUUUGGUCAAAUCGAUCCAGCCUUCCUGGAAUAGGUUUUUAUUUUUUGAAGUGUCCGAAAAUUCACAUCACCAGGUUUCGGAAUUAGUCAAUCAGGACAAAAUCAGGGUGGCGGUGAGUGGGUGGUUCCACCUGCCGUCGGCUCCAGUCACUGACACGAGUUGUCCGCUGCUUCCUAUCGAAAGAGGCCUACCUGCCAACCUGUCAAGAAUCGCUCUAGACAAGUUCAUCGACCCAAUUUACUUGCGAGAGAGCUACAUUACUUCGAUCCAGCUGCAUUUUGAGAAUAAGUCAGAGGCGCAGUUGCACAAUUUUAUCAUUCAGGAAUGCUAUCAAGACCUUUGUGAGAAACUCCUUGACCCAAGUAUUCAGUGGCAAAUCGUCGGCCCUCCAAAUAUAAGACACUACCAAAGAGCAGACAAGUCGAGUCUUCCUGAGCGGCUGCAACAGUUCCUUGAGUUGCUCCACAGCCAGUCGAUGUUCACGCUGCUGGCCAACAUGACCGGCCUGGACCUGGUGGAGGAGGCCGACCCUGACGUGGAGGAGCAGCCGUCGUGCCACAGCGAGGUGCAGCAGUGGUCCCAGGGCUGCUAUACCCUGCUCGUCUCCCCAGAGCACAUGAACUGCCUUGACGUGCUUGACGUUUACUUCCACUUCAACAGCGAGCUUGUGCCAGAGGACGUCGGCGGCACAAUCAGCUACGUCGAGAACACGAAAAAGGGCUGCAAAGAGGCGCUGAGUUUGAUGCCGGUGGCAAACUCGAUGAGCAUUGUGUACGCCGGGAAGAGCGUCGACCGGACGGUAAAGUACCUGAACAGCAGGUAUGAGUACGGUUUCCACACGUUGCAGCUGCGUUACUAUGUCCUUCAGAAAGCAAAUCAGUUGCUUUCCUCGCCCUCGUCAGACAAUGGCUCUUGUUCCGAUUAAUGGCUUUGCUGUGCCUUGACUAAUAAAACGAUGCGAGUAUCUAUUUUUAAAAUCAAA
Molecule: messenger RNA, 1708 nt
Organism: Cloeon dipterum
Lineage: Eukaryota; Metazoa; Arthropoda; Insecta; Ephemeroptera; Baetidae
Gene: sud1
Product: Prolyl 3-hydroxylase sud1
Exons: 9
Coding region: 80-1651 (523 amino acids)
Biological process (GO): regulation of translational termination; peptidyl-proline hydroxylation
Cellular component (GO): cytoplasm
Molecular function (GO): iron ion binding; L-ascorbic acid binding; peptidyl-proline dioxygenase activity
Source: RefSeq, a predicted model, not a curated record